AUGGCGAAAUUUUUACCAGGCUUUCCUCGGGCGUCAGGAACGCCUGACCAAAAGGAGACGUUUGAGAGCAUGAAGUCUGCGAAUGUUCCCCUAUCCUCGUGUGAAAAAGAAUUUCUCCUUCAAGGAAUAAGAUCAAGAAAGGUAAGAACAGAGAUUAUUACCUGACGUGCUUGACUUAAUGAUGGUUUGGUUGUCUCAAAGUUUCAACGUCAUCAUUUUGUGCUUUGAAUAGCGUUUAGAUGGACGAGAAACAUACGACUACAGAAAAAUCCGAAUUUCUUUUGGUGUGGACCGCGGGCACUGUGAGGUGCAACUGGGACGAACAAGGUACAAUACAAUCAAUUAAUGUAUGUAGUUCACUGAAAUUUAUAGGGUCUUGUUUUAUAAUAUGAGCUAGGUUUUCCUGCAGUUGGCGCAAAGCACAACGUAAUGUUGAUCAAAUGGCAGGGAGUCCAAUUCCAACCAAUUGGUCGUCAAUUUGAAGUCCCAGUGUGCAAAGAAGUCAGUCUGUUUCUUUAAUUAAAUAUUAUUUUGCAUUAUGUAGAGUCCUAGGACAAGUAUCAUGCGAGGUUACUCAGCCAAAGCCUAACAGACCCACUGAAGGACAGCUGUUUAUUAAUUUAGAACUUUCACCCAUGGCAUCACCAGCAUUUGAAGCGGGAAGGUUGGUUCUAAUAUUACUGUAAUUACAAUAAGAUGCCAAUUAGAUUACUGAACUCUGAUCUGAGACAUUACUAGCAAUUUGAUUUUAACUUUCCCAAUCCAUUCAUCAUUAAAUAGUUGAACUCCCUUUUGAUCUAACUAUAAAUUGGUAAAUUGUGAAAUCACUAAAAAUUAUGACAUGUGAACUGCAGAGUUAACUUACCCUUACACCCAUAAAAAAGAAAUAAUUUUAUUGCAGAAAGACAGCCACUGCGUAGCCACAUAGGUCAACAGCUCCAAUAAAUUUCAGGCAAGAUGACUUGUGGGCAACUUCAUUUGACAUUAAUAAAAUUUAUUAUUAAAAUGGCAAAUAGCUUAAUUAACAAAGAAUUAUUGUAUCAAAUGCAGUGGUCCCAAAUGUACAUUAAAAUACGAUAAUGUUGAUAUUCCUGUAAUUAAUUAAGACAUGCUGUUGUACAUGUAAAUAAUCCUGUGUUCCUUUUAUCUUUCAGAACAACAGAAUUUAAUGUCGAACUGAACAGAUUUAUGGAGAGAUUUUAUGUUGAAUCACGAGCUGUAGAUGUAGAGUCUUUAUGUAUUGUUGCUGGUGAAAAGGUUUGUUAAAGACGUCAUUUAAUAUUGUGCUUUUUAACCCUUUAUUCAAAAAUUUUAUCCUUAAAAAUAUGUUGGUUUUUUUUUGCCUUAGGUCUGGUCAGUAAAGGUUGAUUUACAUGUAUUGGACAAUGAUGGAAAUAUCACAGACUGUGCAAGUAUUGCUGCAAUCACAGCACUGGCUCACUUUAGGUUGGUUAAUAUUCUUGAUGUUUGCAUUUGUUUGCAUAAGGGGUAAAAUCAAGUGUGUACUGUGUUUACUUGAAUAAGCAGACUUGCCACAAGUCAACGAGUGCAAGGGGGGUGCUUGCAAAGGAAGCAAAACCGAGCAAUGAAGUCAUGAGACAAGACUGAUGUAAGUUGCAAGUCGACUUGUUCCGUCUGCAGAAGAUUAAAUUUAAAUUGCAUAAUGUUGGCACAAAAAUAAUGGUUCAAGAAAUAAGCAGUUCUCAUAUGACUCUGAACUCUGAGAUAGAUGAGGAUGACCUGACCUCUAAGAAAACCUUUUCCCAGGUCAGUCUUUCUUGUGUCAUGAUUUUUACUUAAAGUUACUGUGGUUUGGUCUUAAUUUACAGAAAGAGGAGAAGUUUGGCAGAAAAUUUUUUCGAACAAAAUUUUUUGUCACCCUUGUCACUCAAGGUUUGCUGUAUUCUUUUCUCUGCCAUUCUUUUGCAUACAACAAAUUCACUAUCAUAUUAUCAUUUGGUAGACAUCAAUAUUAUUUUAGUCACUAUAAUUCAACAGCAAAAAUAGAGCAGCUCUUUCUUCUUGGUCAAUCAAUAUAGAGUGUUUGCAACCAACUGUAUGCAAACAAACAGCAAGUGAUAUCAGGUUCCAAAUAAAUGCCAUGUCUGAAAUGGAGAUUUCUAAUUAAUGUGAUACACCUUGUGAGGGUGCGAAGCAUUAAUAUGCCCCUUAAAAAAUUUAUUUUAAAAAAAGUGUUGAGAAUGAUUAUGCUCAAUGCUCAAGCUUGACUUUGCUUUUUUGAAGGCGACCAGAUGUUUCUGUCAUUGGUGAAGAAGUGACCAUUGUAAGUGUUUAUUUAGAGAAAGAAAACUGAGCAAUUAAAAUAAUAUUAUAAAACUCACAUUUAACUACAGUAGUGUAAGAAAGAAACUGAUUUUCUGUCCACAAGGUAUGAAACUGGGUAAACAUAUUACGUAGCAUGUCCAGCCCUGUGUCUUGAUAAGUUGUUUAUGUACAAAUUAGUACAAUAAUUCUUCUAUCAGUCAGAUUUUUUAAUCUUGAAAAAACUUAGCCUUCUUUUACAAGUAAGUUUACCCAUUGUGGUAAUAUCUGAGCUUUUUAGAGUCUUCAUAUCAUGGUGUUAACAGUGGUGACCAUGUACAUGUUGUGGUUUAAUUUUAUCCUUGGUUUAAAUUUUAUUUUCUCUUGUUUCAAACCAUUAUCAUUUCAUUAUCAUACAUUAUCAUAGACAAAAACAAAACAAAAUACAAUUUAUUUAACCACAACAUAUGAAACAUCAUGGCUUAAUUCACCAAAUGCAAUCAGAUCAAUAUAAACCAGUGUCAUCAACUGAGUUUGCCAAUGUAUUACUCACUUUGACAGUGAACUAAAGAUGACUAUCGCACAGAUUGUCAAAGUAGCUGCAGUCACUUGCAAUGACAGUGACCUAUUUAGGACUACACUCACUCAGAAGAUCAUAUUCCUGCACCUAAGUCAUAACAUUGCCUUCUCAGCUGUUCCAUAAACCAUGUACUAUACAUCUAUUCUUCAUGGUAACUGUGGUUGCAAAAAAUUAAUAAUGACAACUCCAAUAACUGUUACAGAGCUCCUUUCUCAAUUUUUAAAUUUUUAUGAUAAUCAUGUCUUUUCCUUCAUUUUUAUUUUGAACAACAACAAGCAUUAAAUAGUUCUUUAUUCUGGUACCACUGCAGCACUCACCAGAAGAUCGUGACCCAGUCCCAUUGAGUGUUCUUCACAUGCCUGUUUGUAUAUCCUUUGGCUUUUUUGAUGAAGGGUGAGGUCAAUAUUCCUUAUUUACUCAGUACUGUUUACAUGCACUUCAAAUAAUAAUUUGUUUAAAAAAAUGUUUCCAAAGUUAAGUGACCAUUUGGUAAUUUUGAGAAAAUCAGCUUUUUCUUCUUUGGUUCCUUUUAUCCUUUGUUUUCACCUGAAAAUUCAUAAGCUGGCUAAGAACUAAAGUAAAGCCUUCUUGCUUUAUAGUUAAUAAGAAGGUUUUUCCAGUGAAAAAUCAAACACUUUAAGAAUAUUAAGGAAUGACUCACCUUGGGCAAAAUGUUGGCUUAGGGGAGGAGUAGGUGGGCAGUUACCCAGAAACAUAUAAAUACAUGAUCCACUGGUUUAAUAUGAAACAAAACUACUGGCGUGGGAAGAAAAACAACCGUGCUAACGUGGUGUCACUUUAUUGCAAAAACAAUGAAUAGACUUUUUGAGCUUACCUAAUUCAAUCAUCAUUUGGAGGCAGCUUGAUUAACGUGCAUUGAUUCAGGUCAUCACACAGCAAUAACCAAAAAAUAGUUAUUGCCAAUCUACAAUGCCACUCCAAUAUUAGAAAUGAAAGGGCAGGAGAAGUCUUAUUUUUCUUCUGAUUUGUUUAAAGUCUAAUGAAGAAAGGCUAAACAGAACUGGGAGGUGUUUGAGGAAGAAAUGAGUGUAAGCAUGCUCCACAGUGAGAAAUGGCAAUCAUAUCCCACUUGAAAAAUAAUUAACCAGACAACCAGCAACUCCUUUAUUGGUUUAACCUAAAGCAUGUCAAGAAGGAGACUACAAGACAGCCCAUACUUUUGCUUAAGUUAUAACAACACGGUCAAAGGAAAGGUUUCGCGUGAUGGUGAAAAUCUAUGGCUGUGUGAGAAUCUACACACUCAGAAUCUUUGCCCCUUGCAAAACCGAUUUUGAGAAAAAAAAACUGACUGUUUUGCAGUCUAGUCAAGAAGUCGUGACUCACCCACUGUUGGCUUAAAUUUAUUUUGCUUUUAUGAAAGUAAAACUUGCAAUUGUGACUGAUCUAUUUGCAAUCCUGCCACAGUCUUAAUUCCAUUAUUGGUCUCAGUAAAAAAAAAAAUGUCUAAAUCCCAGGAAUAUUUUCUUUUAUUUCCAAAAAAUUUAGCCAGCUGUUACUUGUAGAUCCAACAGAAAAAGAAGAAGCAGUCAUGAAUGGAAGGAUGAUUAUGGCAAUGAACAUCCAUCGUGAGAUCUGUGGUGCAGUGAUGGGUGGUGGAGUAUCAUUGGAGGCAGAUCAGGUACAAAUAACAAGUGAUUUGAUGAUAAGGAUUAAAUAAUAAUAUUUUAUAUUAUUUUUUAUUAUGUUAAUAAUAAUUAAUAUUAAUUAACUGAAAAAUUUAUCAAAGACUGAAAAAAAUCUGCAAACUGCCAGUGAUUGAUUUUUUAUAUGUCAGUAGCACCAUGGAUGGCAGAGGUCAUUUUAUCUAAGAUUACUUUCAUUUAAUGAUUUGAUUUGCCAGCUUUGAAGUUAAAUAUGCCUUGAAAGGAGUGCUUCUCUUACUUUGCACUCUGCUCUAACAUUAAUUAAAUGUCCCUUGUAUUAAGGGGUGCCUGUGGAAAGNUUAGCCAGCUGUUACUUGUAGAUCCAACAGAAAAAGAAGAAGCAGUCAUGAAUGGAAGGAUGAUUAUGGCAAUGAACAUCCAUCGUGAGAUCUGUGGUGCAGUGAUGGGUGGUGGAGUAUCAUUGGAGGCAGAUCAGGUACAAAUAACAAGUGAUUUGAUGAUAAGGAUUAAAUAAUAAUAUUUUAUAUUAUUUUUUAUUAUGUUAAUAAUAAUUAAUAUUAAUUAACUGAAAAAUUUAUCAAAGACUGAAAAAAAUCUGCAAACUGCCAGUGAUUGAUUUUUUAUAUGUCAGUAGCACCAUGGAUGGCAGAGGUCAUUUUAUCUAAGAUUACUUUCAUUUAAUGAUUUGAUUUGCCAGCUUUGAAGUUAAAUAUGCCUUGAAAGGAGUGCUUCUCUUACUUUGCACUCUGCUCUAACAUUAAUUAAAUGUCCCUUGUAUUAAGGGGUGCCUGUGGAAAGGUAGAGGUGGCUGUGUUUCAGGCCAAUAAUUAGACUGCUUUUCCAUGCAGAUCCUCAGAUGUUCCAAGAUCGCAUCUGUCAAGGUUGCUGAAAUUGUUGCUCUCAUACAAGAAGCAUUAGCUGAGGACUCCAGACAAAGGUACAAUUUAUAAUACGUUUUAAAAAGCCUUCUCUCAGGGAAACAGGAUUGACGUCACCAAUACUGCGGAGCCAGGUCACAAACUUUUACUGGAAAAUUCAGUAAUCAAUGUUAAUAAAGUGCUUUGAUAAGGAGAUCUUGAACUGAACAAUGGCUUAUUGACAUUAACAAAAAGUUUUCUUUUUUGGAAAAAAAGAGCUGCUGGCAAGACAGGACUAGUAGAAUCUGAUACAAGACCAUCAAUAAUCACUGUCACGUCAGCUGAUGAGUCAGAUGUCGACAUCACAGAGGCAGUAGAAAAAACAGCAGGUACUAAUGAUAAUGCUUAAGAAAAUUAAUUAUUUUUGUAUUAGAAAUACUGUUUUAAAGGGAUUGCUACUAUACUGAUAUGCAAGUGUUUUAGUAUCCAAGUCCUCAGCAUUAAUAGAUAGGUCUUUACUAGGUUCACAAUGUAAAGAGAAACUUACUGCAUGCCUCCAUGAAUCCCACUGAUGAGCAGUGGAUCAGGCACCUGUCUCUGAAUCCCAGUAGCUGGAGAAGUCACCCUCACUUUGCAACACCACUGCUCAUUUCUUCACAAAGUGUCAUCUGAGCAAUGAGCACAGAAAUUUCAUACUGAUGUCAUCAUAGCAGCAUCUCUGAAGUGGAGGUAACUGCUGGUUUCGGUCUGAUAUGGGAUGCAAUCCUUUCUAAAUAUUAUUUUAAUCCAGCAGUUACAUUCGCAUUUUUAUUUGACUGAUAGAAGAACCUCACUGUGGAGAUACACUGUACAUGUCUCCUAGCUGUAUUAAGUAGCAUACCAUGGUGAAUCUUGGAGAGGACCCCUUAGGAACUGUGACCCCACCCCCAAUCUGUUAUUUUGAACUGCAAUACUUUGUUUCCAUCAGAGAAGAGGUCACCCUCUAACCUCUAGGUCUUGAUCCACCAUUGGCAUAUUAGCCAGUUCUUUUUUUUAACAAAAGUGCCACUAAGAGAUACAUUAAUUACAGCGGUCACCAUCAUGAAAGUAACCUCUCCCUUGGAAUCAUUUUAGACUCGCUCCAACUCUCUGUCAGUUUGUCAAUUGAUGAAUGUCCAAAUCCUUCACACUGCAAACUAUGCCUGCUUCUUUGUAACAUUUAUAAAAUAAGUUCAUUUGCUAAGCCCAUGCACAGCCACGGUCUCUUCCCUCAACAAAACUGGGGAGAGAUUUUGUUGGUGGGGAGGGGGCACCUGUACACAGGCUAAAUUUGCUUUGAUAUCACACAUUUAAUACUUAGUGCAAAUAAUAACUCUUUAUUGUAGACUUUCCAAAUGACCCAUCACCAUCUGUGACAGCUGAAGAAAUGUAUCCUUUGUGUCUUCUUUUAGUUCAAUAUCAUGGUUCAGUUGCGAAUUUCCCUUGUAAGUAUUCAUGUAUACUGAAAUUAGCCGUUCACAUCCUUAACAAAAUUCUUCUCUUAGCCCUUGGAAUGCAGAGCUUAAGGUACGUGCAGAUCAUUCGUGGCACUUACGUAAAUCACUCCACUGCAUGUGUAAUUUGGCGGGAUGUUGAGGGUGUGUGGAAGGUUCCUACCCACAAAAAAAGUUUUCCACUGUUGACAUUAUUAUGUUGAUUGUGCAACAGAAGAUAAAGUACAUUGUAGAAUUGGCCUGUAUGGAAGGUGUUUUUAGUGAAAGGUAAAGAGGAAAGUAAGGCACCCUUCACUUACUCAUCUGCCUGCAUUUCCACUUCUCCUCAGAUAUGUGCUAUUCAGUCUAAUUUAGAGUACCAGCCUGUAUUAGAACAAUAAAUCGUAUUAAAGUGUAUUUCCACUAGCAUUUUGAUGACAAAUGUGCUCAUGCACAAACAAAUGCUAAAUGUUGUAUUUACUUAAUGGUGGCUGCCAAAAAUUAAUAUCCAUUGCCACGCACCAGGGCCCAGUUGUUCGAAGACCGGAGUUUCCUUUUCUUUUGUUCAACAGCAUUUUCUCAGAUAAUUUUCUCUGUUAUUUUUAGAGCUUCCAACAGUCAACUUGUAGACAAAAAGAAUUAAAACUGAAAUGCGUUUUAAGCUUUCAAAUCUGAAUUCAAAUCUCGCACUUACCCUGGGUUAUCUUAACCCAGAUUUGAACAACUCGGCCCAGAACAAGAUAUAAAGCCCGUCAUCAUGAAUGACCACUAACUAUUGCUGCUUUUUAGGGACCUGGGACAGCACAGAUUGGAGAGGGAGGGGAUAAUUCUUGGAUUGUCAUCGAUGACGAUGAUGAUGAUGACAGCAUGGAAGAAAACGAUGACAUUGAAAUAACAGAAGUACAGAACAGCAAUAAUAAGGCUGUUAUUGAAAGUUCGAAACAGACAAAUGGAAGCAAAGGUAAGCAGAUAUUCACGGGGAAGUUUAUUAUUAUUAUUUUUUUAUGUCUUCUUCACGAUGGCUUGCUGUUAUGAGACUAUAGUUGAGAUACAACCUAGCUUCGGAAGGCUUAAAUCUGGGCGCCGCUAAAAGAUGCACCACAGGCGAGAUUGGAGUGGACGAUUCUUCAUAUAGCACCCCUAGGGAUAUCCUCUUUUAUUAAAAACUGAAUCAUUGGAGAAUGCAAUUUUAGAGCCCUGAUUAGCUUAGCCAUCAUAGUAUAUGAGCCGUUAUUAUACCAUGUUCUCCAAUAUAAUAUGGUAACUCUACGCGUCUGCUCAAACUUAAAAACAAGCUGAAAAUCGGUUGUUUUUACAAAUAAAGUUGGGACGAAUUCCCGAUAUUUUGUGGACAUUUUUAAUGAAAUAAUUAUUCCACUCGUGCUUGUUGGAUAUGAGAUGAUUAUAGCCAACUCGACGCUACGCGCGUCGUUGCCUAUCCUACCAUCUCAUAUCCAACGUGCACUCGUGGAAUAAUUGUUAAAUAUAUAGAGAAUACUUCAUGGAAAGUGCUGGCGUACGGUAUUUACGCACGAGUUGUUGACGUAUCAGAAAUUGAACGAGUGAGCGCAGCGAACGAGUAAGAUUUCUGAUACAAAAAUAACGAGUGCGUAAAUACCGUACAAAGCACUUUCCAUGUGGUAUUGUGUUUAUUAUAUACAUACUGAGACAUCAUCAUUUUGGCGGCUUUUUUAUUUUAAAUCUUUCAAAAAUGCUAAAAUUUGCCGCUACACACUUACCGCAAAAUGACAACGAAAACGAAGUAUCAGCUUUUUAGUAAAAACGUUCGUUAAAAACAUAAAUGACGGUGAGGAUAUGAGGUAAUCCAAGAACCAUAAGUAAUCUCAACUGUUUGUUCUCAAUGCACAAUUGAAAAUGAGUGAAUUUAAGUAAAAUGGCCAGUUUCAAUAUAAACUUAAGCUUAAAUGAAAGGCAAAGUAGCUCCGACAAAAAGCACAACAAAAGCUUACGUCUCGUUCUGUUUAUCCCUUUCCGCUGUUGUUUCACGAGCUCUCUACCGUUUUCUUUAUCGACAGUGAAACAAACGAAACUAUUCCCACUCCAUUUCCGAAAUGUUUAUCACUUUUUUAGCGAGAAAAACUCUUUGAGUAAAACUUUUCUCGUUGAAUGUGUGCGAAGCGGCGCUGCAAGCUGCAAUAAAAGGCGGCAAUUUUGGCGCGAAACCCACACACCUCUGUGCCUUCUNUAACUCUACGCGUCUGCUCAAACUUAAAAACAAGCUGAAAAUCGGUUGUUUUUACAAAUAAAGUUGGGACGAAUUCCCGAUAUUUUGUGGACAUUUUUAAUGAAAUAAUUAUUCCACUCGUGCUUGUUGGAUAUGAGAUGAUUAUAGCCAACUCGACGCUACGCGCGUCGUUGCCUAUCCUACCAUCUCAUAUCCAACGUGCACUCGUGGAAUAAUUGUUAAAUAUAUAGAGAAUAUCAGACACGUGGAUCUGUUCUGUUACAAAGAGCUGUUGAACGGAAGGUCUGGAUCGAUGGUGAAUACGGAUUCUGAGUGAGACCGGGGGGAGUGAAUCUCAAGCCGGCGCUUUGCGCCCAGGCUUGGCGCCAGCGAAAUAAGGUUCCCACCGUGUCUCGAGGCACAAGUGGGGAGAAUCGCGGGCGGAUCGAGACACCCACUCUCCUUUCGCGCCUGGAAAAACCGAUUUUGAUUUGAAAAAACCGCACUGACAACUUUUUCUUUGUAUACGACCUCUCCAUUUUUUAAUGGAUUGUUUCUUUGUUUUUAGUGGUGCAGUGCACUGUGGAAAGUGACAGUAGCGAAGAAGACGAAGUAGUGAUUUUAACAGCUGAAAAAAGCAGCGCCGGAUUUCAAACUAGGUAAGAAAGCUGUUGGCCGGAGUAUUUUACGACCAACAACCGUUCAGUGUUUUUAAGGAUGGACUCGAGUUCGCUCGAGUGAGUAAAUGAGCCACUCUAUCCGAACUUCACCUUUGAAACUGGUUGUAACUAGAAUGGAUUCUCCUAAAUUGGGUUGUCCCUAUCCCUAAGAAAGUAAGAAAAUUAAAUAAAAGGGAGAAGCGAAUAGUGGAUAUAUUUUGUAGGUAAAAUCCUUCUUCUAUUGAAACCAGUAUUGAACCAAGUUUGAUUCAGAAUUUAAGGAGACAAAGAAAAUUCUGGUUUAACCGGAGAACGGAUUAUACCAGCAGCAUAUACGCCUUGAAAACGCAUUCGCCUUAAAAUGUACAUGCUUUUCUCCUUCAUCGUUAUUCUGGAGCUAACUACCCAAACCAGUUAUUUCAAACCCAGCGUUGCUCAUUGCAUCAUUUGACUGCGUAACAGUUUUUAAAACAGCGCUUAUCCCCAGUCCCUGUUCAACUCUGUUCUGGCACAACUGGCGCUCUCAGUGUUCUCCGUAAAUUAGCACCCGAUUACAGUCAAACCCCGUGAAUACAGGCAUGGAGGGGGCCAUGGAAAGUGUCCGUAUUAAACGGGUUGAAUUUAGAGAAAAUGUAAGAGCUUUCUUUCCCCAGGGACAAGUAGAAUUGUCCGUAAUAACGAGGUGUCCAUAUUAACCGGGUGUCCCCAAGGCGGGGUAUCUCUGUGUGUGUUUUAAACCCCAAAGGGGUUUGCAAGCCAUCAAAAAGUUAACAUUCAACAAUAGUACAUGAUGGAUUGAUUCUGAUUCACUUAAUUAUCACAACUCCCAUGUAGAAUUUUUAAUUGAGUGAUUGAUAAACUGAUUGAUUCACUGAUUGUUUGAUUGAUUGAUCGAUCGAUCGAUUGAUUGAUUGAUUGAUUGAUUCAUUGAUUGACUGACUGAUGUGACUACUCUUUUAAGCUCUAAGCUUACAGAUUCCCAAGGCGCCAUGGAUCUCAGCGUUGCACUCAAGACCGGCAAAGAGUAUCAAGAAAGCAGUAACAAGAACGUUGACGGCAAAAAGAAGAACAGAAGAAAAAACAAGCCUAAAAAGAGAACUUCUUCGCACACUUCGUAGAAUUUAAAUAUUUUGUAAAUAAAUUUACCGUGACAAAAUUCUUAGACUUGUAAUUACACCAGUCUUUUAAUAAAGAAAAUUCCC
Porites evermanni is the source of this 10821-nucleotide messenger RNA. The record is from the annotation of a GenBank genome assembly. NCBI's taxonomy places the organism in Eukaryota, Metazoa, Cnidaria, Anthozoa, Scleractinia, Poritidae.